AUGCGGCUUAAUGCUUUGAUGUUAAACAAUAACGAAAUCACAGAAGUCGAAUACAUUGGAAGUUUAACCGCAUUGAAUACCAUAGUUCUUUCGCAUAACAAGAUAGCUGCUCUCCCGUCUUUCCCUCGUCUAACAGACUUGAUCAAACUCUCUGCAACUCACAACUCAAUAACGGAAAUUCCGGAUCUGUCAUUUAAUACAAAAUUGAAAGAAUUGAGAUUAAGUCAUAAUAAUAUUAAAACCUUGCCAGAGUCCUUGAAGGAAUGUAAUGCAUUAGAAGUAUUUGAAGUGGGGCAUAAUGAGAUUGAAAAUUGGAGCGACAUCGAAGUGCUAUCUUCACUGAAAAAUUUGCAUAACUUGGGUUUAAAAGGAAAUCCUAUUUGCUCACGAGCAGAUUACAAUCGCGACAAGGUCGUAUCUCUGGUAUCUUCUCUUCGAAUCCUUGACGGCGACAGAUUUGACCCGAAGUACUUGGAAAUAAAGUCGAAACGAGCCCAAUUCUUAAAGGCUCAAGAGGCAAUAAAAAAGAGGAUAGAGAAAAAGAAAGAAAAGAACGAGAGGCUUGCAAAACAAAAAAAUGAUUCUGAUGAAGGAAAAGCCGAUCAUGGGACAGAAGAUAGAAGCGAUAGCAUGGGAGGGAAUAAAAACACAGAAUAUGGGGAAGGCAAGAAUAAGAAUGACGAUCUGGGGGACGAUAAAGGCGAUAUGAGGAAACGAGUUAAAAUCGAAAAGGAGAAAUAUAUAAAGGAGAAGCACAAAAGUAGCAAACAUAAGAGGGAAAGUGAGGAUGAUGUAAAUGCUAAGAGAGUGAAGAAGUCGAAUCCACCAGAGAACUCAACGGUAUCACGGAAAGAAGGGGUUACUGAGGAUCAAGCGGAGAUGCAUUCCUUAGCAUCAAAAUUGGACCUCCCCAAAGCUACAUCUCCAAUUAUAGAACCACCCACUUCAUCGGCAAGUGAUGUGUUGGGUAGUGUAAAUGUCACAGGGGUCGUAGCUGUGAAAGAUUUCUCUGAUAAACGGAGUAAAGAAAAGAAAGUGCACGCGUUUGAUGUUGAAGUUUGGGAGCGAAUAUUAAGAGAGAGUGAGAGCGGAGGUAUCGGAAAUGGUGGUGACGGAAAGUCGGCGUGGGAUUAA
Paraglomus occultum is the source of this 1134-nucleotide messenger RNA. Lineage: Eukaryota; Fungi; Glomeromycota; Glomeromycetes; Paraglomerales; Paraglomeraceae. The record is from the annotation of a GenBank genome assembly.